Molecule: messenger RNA, 1039 nt
Organism: Jatropha curcas
Lineage: Eukaryota; Viridiplantae; Streptophyta; Magnoliopsida; Malpighiales; Euphorbiaceae
Product: FKBP-like peptidyl-prolyl cis-trans isomerase family protein
Cellular component (GO): chloroplast thylakoid lumen
Molecular function (GO): peptidyl-prolyl cis-trans isomerase activity
Source: RefSeq, a predicted model, not a curated record
UGUUGUAUAGGCAUUUGGAUGCCGGAGGCCAUGGCUUGUAUGACUAUGAGGAGCUUAGACAGAUGGACCGUUAAUCAUCUCCAAAUUAUUUCAAAAUCCACAAAAAAACAAAGCUUUGAACCUUCAAAUCACAUUCUUCUUUCAAUACCCACUUCGAGAAGAUGUGCAAUUUUGAUAUCUUCGUUGCCCUUUAGCCUCAUUUCCCUACCUCAGUUAUCAGAGGCCAGAGAAAGACGCAACAGGAAGGUCAUCCCCCUUGAAGACUAUCUCACUGCUCCUAAUGGGUUAAAAUAUUAUGAUGUUGUUGAGGGGAAGGGUCCAGUGGCUGAAAAAGGAUCAACAGUUGAGGUGCACUUUGAUUGCUUAUAUAAGGGUAUAACUGCUGUGUCGAGUAGAGAAUCUAAACUUUUGGCUGGUAACCGUAUAAUUGCACAGCCAUACGAGUUUAAAGUUGGAGCACCUCCAGGCAAAGAAAGGAAGCGAGAAUUUGUAGACAACCCAAAUGGUCUGUUUUCUGCACAGGCUGCACCAAAACCACCAGCUGCUCUGUACUCAGUAACAGAAGGAAUGAAAGUUGGAGGAAAGAGGACUGUUAUUGUUCCUCCUGAGGCUGGGUAUGGCCAAAAGGGAAUGAAUGAAAUCCCACCAGGAGCUACAUUCGAGCUGAAUCUUGAGCUUUUGCAAGUACUGCCACCUGAAGAGAAGUGAGAGCUCAUAUUUGGUAUGGUUGCAAGAAGAACAUCUCAUCAUGGUAAAAUGAAUUUUUGCUUCUGCUGUGGAAAAGUGCAUCUAGCUUAACGAUUCAUUUGGAAGAGCAUUUCUUCUUUCCCCAUAGGCCUAACCUGUCCACUAGCCAAGUCCAUAUUACUUCCAAUUUGAUUUGGAGAAGCACAUUGUUGUUUGUUACUUCUGCUAUUACAUGAUGAAUUUUUACAAAUUUAUUUGUUUACUUCUGGGGGAUGUGUUCAGUCUUCACCUAUUGUUUCAAAACAAAUAUACAUAUUCUACUAGAUAUUUAAUUUUCCAGAUGAUUUUUCUA